AUGGAGAUGGAGGACGAGUUGGUCCCCGAGGAGCAGCCUGCUGAGGCUCCUGUUCUCCCAGAUGAUCAGAUUCCUGUUAUGCCUGUUGAUCAUCAGCCCGCUCCAGUCGUUCCAGAGGCCAUUCUUGCCCUUGACCCUGUUCUUGUCAUUGAUGCACCUGCCGUUGCACCACCAGCCGUUGAGACCCCAGAGGUAGCACCCAUACCCGAUCCCAUAACGAUUUUUGAUGACCUGGCACCGUUUGCUACCCACAUUGACCCGAGAUACGCUAACACCAACAAUGGGUGGAUUGAGGAGGAUGACUACCCUCCGUAUAUGGUCCCAGUCACUCCCACUACCGUACCUGUUACUGCACCACUCGAUAUUCCGGUGUUUCCUCCACCCACUUCUGAUGCCCCUCGUACCGAUCUUCUGAUUACUUUUCUUCAGGACAUUCCUUCGCCACGACCUGGGGAGGGAUCGUCGAGUCAGCCUUUCGGCCACACACCAUUUAUGACAGGAGAUAGCCAGUUUAUACCACCGACUCCUUAUCAUAGUUUUGUUCCACCCGUGUCAGCUACUACACCCUUCAUGUCUCAGUAUCCCCAUACUACUUCACCAAUUACGUUUACCCCACCCAUUACACAUCCGGUUUCAGCCCCGAUGGGUGAGCCAUUUCUAUGGUCAUCACCCCAUGUUAUGCCAGUAUCCGACCCCUAUCAUCCAUUUCAUGUCGGAUACUCCAUAGAGGACACGCUCACGUCACUGCAGUUACAGCAGGAUGCCUUAAGACGAUAUGUCCAGGAGUUAGGGAGAACUCCACAUCCUCCAUGCCCCUGCCAGACUCUGUCUACAGCACCUCACACUCCUUUUGCAUCAUCCCAUGAUUCAGAUAUUUGUUUCCUUCCUCUUGACCAACAGGUUGCUUACGUGUUGCGUUUCGCUUAUGCUCUUGAGGAGGACUUGGUGCAGUUGCGCCGAUUGUUUUUCUCUCGCUUUCCACCUCCUCCGCCGCCAUCGGCAUAG
Helianthus annuus (common sunflower) is the source of this 1005-nucleotide messenger RNA. Its product is annotated as leucine-rich repeat extensin-like protein 3. The record is from RefSeq and is a predicted model, not a curated record. Lineage: Eukaryota; Viridiplantae; Streptophyta; Magnoliopsida; Asterales; Asteraceae. The transcript has a single exon. Bases 1 to 1005 code for a protein of 334 amino acids.